AUGGCACCGGCAGCUUCAGCACUGGCUUCCCACUGGAUGCUGCUGAGAGCAAAGAGUGCGAUGACGCAGAGGGAGGAGGAGGAGGAGGAGGAGGACGAGGAGGAGGAGGAGGAGGAGGAGGAGGAGGACGACGACGACGACGACGACGACGACGACGACGACGACGACGACGACGACGACGACGACGACGACGACGACGACGACGACGACGACGACGACGACGACGACGACGACGACGACGACGACGACGACGACGACGACGACGACGACGACGACGACGACGACGACGAGGAAGAGGAUGGCCAGGAGAGGAGCAGGGGCCGGCCCACAGCUGCAAUGCUGGACUCCCAGGCUGCAUCUCUCAUGCACCUGGCGCUGCAUGCACAGGCUGCUAGGCAGCAGGUGGCUGCUGAAGCACCCCCUCCCAUCCAUUCCCCUGCCAUCUCCCUUGACUUGUCUGCGGAGGGGCCAGAUGGAGAGCAGAUGCUUGGCAGCAGUAGCAGGGCGUGGCUGGAACCCGCCUGGCCUCGAUUGAGAGAGCUGGAGGAGAGCGGUACAGGGGGGUCGGGGCGAAAUACAGAGAGGUGGAGGGGGGAUGGAGAUGGAGGGGAUAGUGGACGGGGAGAGAGAGGUGAUGGGGAGGAGGGCGAGAGGGGGGGGAAGGUGGGGGGAGGAGGCGCGAGGGGCUUGCAGGGUGGAGGAGGGAGAUAUGGGAUGGGUGAGGAGGAGGUGUGUGUAGUGGUCGUGCACGAUGGGAGAGGGAGGAGGGAAGGCGUGGAUGGGGGUUCGUUUGUUGAAGACCCACUUGCAGCAGCAGCAGCACCACCACGUGAUAUGAGCAUCACUAUGGCACCUCCCUCUGACGACAUCAAAAUCACAAUUCCCCCACCCGACUCCCUUUACCAAACGCCAUCACCCAUGCCGCUUCCCCACUCCUCUUCACGCCCAUCCUCCCGCUCCGCCUCGCGACCUUCCUCCCGCCGCGCCUUACGAAAUGCUGCAGUGGCAGCAGCAGCGAUGGAAGCAGGAGCCACAACCACAGAUACGUUCCCUGUGUCUGAUUCUCCGGGAAGUUAUCGUGGGCUAGGAGGGGUUGGUGGUGAUGUGCAGGGGUAUGCCAGCGAGAGUGAGUCAGGAGCAGGAGCAGGAGGAGGAGGCGGAGGGGGAGGCGGAGGAGCAGUGGGAGGAGGGGGGGGAGGAGAUGGAGCAGGGCUGUCAUCGUCUGCCUCCAUGCCUCGCACGCCUGCCACCCCGUCCUCUCCCCUCUCCUGGGCUGGAUGGCUCUGGGGCCAGCCACAACAGCAACAACCGCAGUGA
Closterium sp. Yama58-4 is the source of this 1317-nucleotide messenger RNA. Lineage: Eukaryota; Viridiplantae; Streptophyta; Zygnematophyceae; Desmidiales; Closteriaceae. The record is from the annotation of a GenBank genome assembly.